UGGCCGGGCGGGCUUGGGCCGCGGUCGCGGUGCCCGGACCCCGAAGACAACCUCUCCCACCCUGGGACAGUGUGUCGGGGCCCGGGCUGGGGAUUUAGAGCCAGGCGGUCCGGGGCCUAUCUCGGCAUCAUCGCUUACCAGCUCCUCUUCGACCUCAGGGCCUCAAUUUCUCCAUCCCUGCAAUGGAGAUAAAGGACAGUACCUGCCUCACGGGGCUAUUGUGGGACUUCACUGAGAUCACGCAGGGAAAGGGCUUAGAACAGUCUGGCACAUAUUUAUCAUUCGAUAAAUGCUAAUUUAUGACUAUGUUAUCAAGCUUUUGUUUUGUUUUUGAGACAGAGUCUCGCUCUGCUGCUCAGGCUGGAGUGCAGUGGUGCGAUUGCAGCCUCGACCUCCCAAGCUCAAGCGAUCCUCUCGCGUCAGCCUCCUGAGUAGCUGGGACCACGGGCGCUCGCCACUACACCUGCUAAUUUUUUAUUUUUUGUAGAGACAGAGUCUCACUAUGUUGCCCAGGCUGGUCUCGAACUCCUGGGCUCAAGUGAUCCUCCCGACUUAGCCUCUCAAAGUGCUCAGAUUACAGGCAUGAGCCACAGCAACUGGCUCAAAACAUUUAUAGAUAUAUUUGUUGCCCUUUUUGAAACUGUCUUCAUAGAUAAUUGCUAUUAUAAAGUGGAUUUGCACCUUUCCUUUUACGUUACUUCAUAUGUGUGUCCAUAAACAAUUAUAGUAUUAGUAAUGUAUUUCUAAACUUCAGGUAAUGCUGUUCUACUAUUUAGAUAGUGUUCUGCUUUUAAACAAUUUUACUGUAUAUAUCCAUCUGUAACUCCCUUUAAUACAGUGUUGCUUUUGAAGUUCUUUUUUUAAGGACGGAGUCUUGCUAUGUUGCCCAGGAUGGUCUCGAACUCCUGGACUCAAGCUUUCCCCCCACCUCAGUCUCCAAAAGUGCUGGGAUUACAGGUGUGAGCCACAGUGUCUGGCCUGAUAUUAUGAAACUUUUUCUCAGUUGUUGAAACUUAUUCUCAGUUGUUGGUUUUGCGAGGAAAAGUUGAUUUGUCCAUUGGUUUUGUGCGCAUUUAAAAUUUUACCAACUUUAACUGCUACCCUUGUGAGUUACCAUUCGGUGGCCACUAUUUCUAGUCAAUUUCUGCUGACCCACACGGGUCUAAAUUUGACAAGGAAGAUUUGAGUCCUCUGUCAAAAGUAGCCCAUAACAUUUAUGCUCUGCAGUUUAUCUUUUUCUAAUUUAUUUUUUUGAGAUGGAUCUCACUCUGUCACCCAGGCAGUGGCGAAAUCAUAACACACUGCAACCUCCAUCUCCUGGGCUCAAGCCAUCUUGCUGCCUCAGCCACCUGAGAAGAUUCAUUAAAACAUGUUUCUUUCUCUCUUGGUUCAUGAUAUGGUUUGGCUGUGUCCCCACCCAAAUCUCAACUUGAAUUGUAUCUUCCAGAAUUCCCACGUGUUGUGGGAGGGACCUGGGGAAAGUAAUUGAAUCAUGGGGCCAGUCUUUCCCAUGCUAUUCUUGUGAUAGUGAAUAAGUCUCACAAGAUCUGAUGGGUUUAUCAGGGGUUUCCACUUUUGCUUCUUUCUCAUUUUCUUUUGCCGUCAACAUGUUAAGAAGUGCCUUUCACCUCCCGCCAUGAUUUUGAGGCCUCCCUAGCCAUGUGGAACUUAAGUUCAAUUAAACCUCUUUUUCUUCCCAGUCUCAGGUAUGUCUUUAGCAGCAGCGUGAAAACAGACUAAUACUGUAAAUUGGUAGCAGUAGAGUGGGGCAUUGCUGAAAAGAUACCCAAAAAUGUGGAAGCAGCUUUGGAACUGGGUAACAGUCAGAGGUUGGAACAGUUUGGGGGGCUCAAAAGAAGACAGGAAAAUGUGGGAAAGUUUGGAACUUCCUAGAGACUUGUUGAGUGACUUUGCCCAAAAUGCUGAUAGCAGUAUGAUCAAUAAGGUCCAGGCUGAGGUGGUCUCAGAUGGAGAUGAGAAACUUGUUGGGAACUGGAGUAAAGAUGACUCUUGUUAUGUUUUAGCACAAAGACUGAUGGCAUUUUGCCCCUGCCCUAGAGAUUUGUGGAACUUUGAACUUGAGAAAGAUGUUUUAGGGUAUCUAGUGGAAGAAAUUUCUAAGUGGCAAAGCGUUCAAAAGGUGACUUAGGUACUGUUAAAGGUAUUCAGUUUUGUAGGGGAAGCAGAGCAGAAAAGUUUGGAAAAUUUGUAGCCUGACUAUGUGAUAGAAAAGAAAAACCCAUUUUCUAGGGAGAAAUUCAAGCCAGCUGCAGAAAUUUGCAUAAGUAGCAAGGAACCUAAUUAGGACCAUGGGGAAAAUGUCUCCAGGCGAUGUCAGAGACCUUCACGGCAGCCCCUCCCAUCUCAGGCCUGGAAGCCCAGGAGGAAAAAGUGGUUUCCUGGGCUGGGUCCAGGGUCCCUGUGCUGCGUGCACCCUGGGACUUGGUGCCCUGUGUCCUAGCCGCUCCAGCUGUAGCUGAAAGGGGCCAACGUAUAACUCGGGCUGUGGCUUAAGAGGGUGGAAGCCCCAAGUCUUGGCAGCUUCCACAUGGUCUUGAGCCCGCUGGUGCACAGAAGCCAAGAACUGAGGUUCAGGGCCAGGCACAGUGGCUCAAGCCUAUAAUCCCAGAUCUUUGGGAGGCCAAGGCAGGCGGAUCACUUGAGGUCAUGAGUUCAAGACCAGCCUGGCCAACAUGGUGAAACCCCAUCUCUACUAAAAAUACAACAAAUGCGUGGUGGCACAUGUUUGUAAUCCCAGCUACUCGGGAGGCUGAGGCAGGAGAAUCGCUUGAACCCGGGAGGCAAAGGUUGCAGUGACUCAAGAUCGUGGCAUUGCAUUCCAGCCUGGGUGACAAGAGUGAAACUCCAUCGCAAAAAAAAAAAGAAUUGAAGUUUAGGAACCUCUGCCUAGAUUUCAGAAGAUGUGUGGAAAUACUUGGAUGUCCAGGCAAAAGUUUGCUACAGGGGUGGGGCCCUCAUGGAGAACCUCUGCUAGGGCAGUGUGGAAGGGAAAUGUGGGGUCAGAGCCCCCACAUAGAGUCCCUACUGGGUCACUGCCUAGUGGAGCUGUGAGAAGAGGGCCACUGUUCUCCAGACUCCAGAAUGGUAGAUCCACCCACAGCUUGCAACAUGCACCUGGAAAAGCUUCAGACACUCAAUGCCAGCCUGUGAAAGUAGCUGGGAGGGAGGCUGUACCCUGUAAAGCCACAAGGGGCGGAGCUGGACAAGACCAUGGGAACCCACUUCUUGCAUCAGUGUGACCUGGAUUUGAGACCUGGAAUCAAAGGAGAUAAUUUUGGAGCUUUAAAAUCUGACUGCCCCACUGGAUUUCAGACUUGCAUGGGCCCUGUAACCCCUUUGUUUUGGCCAAUUUCUCCCAUUUGGAAUGGUUGCAUUUACCUAAUACCUGUACUCACAUUGUAUCUAGGAAGUAACUAGCUAGCUUUUGAUUUUAUAGGCUCAUAGGUGGAAGGGACUUGCCUUGUCUCAGAUGAGACUUUGGACUGUGAACUUUUGGGUUAAUGCUGAAAUGAGUUAAGACUUUGAAAGACUGUUGGGAAGGCAUGGUUGGUUGUGAAAUGUGAAGACAUGAGACUUGGAGGGGCCAGGGGUGGAAUGAUAUGGUUUGGCUGUGUCCCCACCCAAAUCUCAACUUGAAUUGUAUUUCCCAGAAUUCCCAUGUGUUGUGAGAGGGACCCAGGGGAAAUAAUUGAAUCCUGGGGGCCGGUCUUUCCCAUGCUAUUCUCGUGAUAGUGAAUAAGUCUCACGAGAUCUGAUGGGUUUAUCAGGGGUUUCCAUUUUUGCUUUGUUCUCAUUUUCUUAAUUUUUUUUUUUUUGAGAUGGAGUCUUGCUCUGUUGCCAGGCUGGAGUGCAGUGGUACGAUCUCAGCUCACUGCAACCUCUGCCUCCUGGGUUCAAGUGAUUCCCCUGCCUCAGCCUCCUGAGAAGCUGGGACUACAGGCACGUGCCACCACACUGAGCUAAUUUUUUGUAUUUUUUAAAUUAAUUUAUUUGUUUUUCUUUGAGACAGAGUCUUGUUCUGUCGCCAGGCUGGAGUGCAGUGGUGCGAUAUCAGCUCACUGGAACCUCUGCCUCCCGUGUUCAAGCGAUUCUCCUGCCUCAGCCUCCUUAGUAGCUGGGACUACAGGCGCACACCACCACAUUCGGCUAAAUUUUUUUGUAUUUUAGUAGAGACGGGGUUUCAUCAUGUUGGCCAGGAUGGUCUCAAUCUCCUGACCUUGUGAUCCACCCACAUCGGCCUUCCAAAGUGCUGGGAUUAUGGGCAUGAGCCACUGCGCCUGGCCUUCUUUCUCAUUUUCUCUUGCCGCCGCCAUGUAAGAAGUACCUUUCACCUCCUGCUAUGAUUCUGAGGCCUCCCCAGCCAUGUGGAACUAUGCGACCUAAAGUCAUGUGGCACCUCCUUCGAAGGUACAUGGCAUCCCGGCUCCAUUCCCUGCGGAUGGGUGGCUACCUGUUCUCUGGCUCCCAGGCCCCCCAGUUGUCUCCUGCUCUGUUGAGAGCCCUGGGCCAGAAGUGCCCCAACCUGAAGCGCCUCUGCCUGCACGUGGCUGACCUGAGCAUGGUGCCCAUCACCAGCCUGCCCAGCACCCUGAGGACCCUGGAGCUGCACAGCUGUGAGAUCUCCAUGGCCUGGCUCCACAAGCAGCAGGACCCCACCGUGCUGCCCCUGCUUGAAUGCAUCGUGCUGGACCGUGUCCCCGCCUUCCGUGAUGAGCACCUGCAGGGCCUGACGCGUUUCCGGGCCUUGCGCUCGCUGGUGCUGGGUGGCACCUACCGUGUGACCGAGACAGGGCUGGAUGCUGGCCUGCAGGAGCUCAGCUAUCUGCAGAGGCUCGAGGUGCUGGGCUGCACCCUGUCUGCCGACAGCACCCUGCUGGCCAUCAGCCGCCACCUCCGACAUGUGCGCAAGAUCCGGCUGACCGUGAGGGGCCUCUCUGCCCCUGGCCUGGCUGUCCUGGAGGGAAUGCCGGCCCUGGAGAGUCUGUGUCUGCAGGGUCCCCUUGUCACCCCGGAAAUGCCCUCCCCCACUGAAAUACUCUCCUCCUGCCUCACUAUGCCCAAGCUCAGAGUCCUUGAGCUGCAGGGGCUGGGGUGGGAGGGUCAGGAGGCGGAGAAGAUCCUGUGUAAGGGGCUGCCCCACUGUAUGGUCAUCGUCAGGGCUUGCCCCAAAGAGUCUAUGGACUGGUGGAUGUAACUACUCCACCUGCCCCUGGGACCCAUCCCAGUUUUCAUCGUUGAGCCCCAGACCCUCUGAGCAGCACCUUGAAGAGGGCAGAUAAUCAGACUUGAGGAAACUGAAAGCCCCAGGUUGAGAGAACGGAGGCCUAGGGACCUCCAGACCAUUGGAAUCACUGUUUGCCAGCUGUGUGGCCUUGGUCACAUCAUCAGCCUCUGGGAAGCCUAGUUCCCACAUCUGGAAAUAAGGAUGAUCAUAGCUACCUCAUGGUUACAUUGCAAAGCCUUACUCUAAAAGCUCCCAGCCUCCAGAGGCUCUCAAUGAAGAGUCACUUUCAUGGUCGUCCUCAGGAACAGGACGGAUGAAGAAGGGGUGGGGUUAAGACUUAGGGGCACCCGAGGGUCUGAGCCCCCUUAUGAGUACCCAAGAAGGACUGUCUAUGCAUGCACACCCACAAGCCUAUACACCAUUUAUGUACCUACACGCACGCAAGAGACGCGGAGAGAUAGGCAAUGCAGACUCGCGAUUCAAUGAUCGAUAUGCUCAUAAAAGUUCUCAAUUAUAUUUUCUGUAUUUUGUAUGCUGUAUUUUCCAAGACGUAUAUUAUUUUGCUAUUAAAGAAAAAAAUCAUUUUUUUUUUCCCGA
Pongo pygmaeus (Bornean orangutan) is the source of this 5842-nucleotide messenger RNA. It is a transcript of the gene FBXL12, whose product is annotated as F-box and leucine rich repeat protein 12. Gene Ontology annotation, molecular function: protein binding. Lineage: Eukaryota; Metazoa; Chordata; Mammalia; Primates; Hominidae. The transcript is spliced from 2 exons. The coding region runs from base 4361 to 5215 and encodes 284 amino acids. The record is from RefSeq and is a predicted model, not a curated record.